Molecule: messenger RNA, 69 nt
Organism: Fusarium pseudograminearum CS3096
Lineage: Eukaryota; Fungi; Ascomycota; Sordariomycetes; Hypocreales; Nectriaceae
Exons: 2
Coding region: 1-69 (22 amino acids)
Source: RefSeq, a predicted model, not a curated record
AUGGUUCCAGAGUAUGCUCAAACAAGAUACGCGCUUUACAUCAUGAUCUUCAUUACAGACGUCACAUAA